Messenger RNA from Xenopus laevis (African clawed frog), 1448 nucleotides. It is a transcript of the gene gcg.S, whose product is annotated as proglucagon II. The transcript is spliced from 8 exons. The record is from RefSeq and is a predicted model, not a curated record. The coding region runs from base 90 to 890 and encodes 266 amino acids. Lineage: Eukaryota; Metazoa; Chordata; Amphibia; Anura; Pipidae.
GGGAUCCCAAAUUGGCUGAAGAAAGGGAGGCAUUAUUUUAUUCUUCUGCAGGGAAAUAUUUGUGUUUCCCUCUUAUUUCAGAAACAACUAUGAAGAGCACUUGUUAUAUGAUUGGGAUACUCUUACUGAUCUUACAAAACACCUAUCAAAGUCCUGUGCCAGAAGCAGAUGGCAGCUCCAGAUCAGUCAAAGCUGCAAGAAAUGAAGCGGUAGAUGAUUCAGAACAGCUCAAGGAAGUUAAACGUCACUCACAAGGCACAUUUACAAGUGAUUACAGCAAGUACUUAGACUCCAGACGGGCUCAAGACUUUGUCCAGUGGUUAAUGAACACAAAACGAAGCGGAGGACUAUCAAGACGCAAUGCUGACUAUGAGAGGCAUGCGGAAGGUACAUUCACCAGUGAUGUGACUCAGCACUUGGAUGAAAAAGCAGCCAAAGAAUUUAUUGACUGGCUAAUAAAUGGGGGGCCCACAAAAGAAAUCAUUUCAAGGCGCAAUGCAGAAAUAGAGAGACACGCUGAAGGCACAUACACUAAUGAUGUAACUGAGUAUUUGGAAGAAAAAGCAACAAAAGCAUUUAUUGAGUGGUUGAUAAAAGGAAAACCAAAGAAAAUAAGAUAUUCCAGACAUGCAGAGGGAACAUUCACCAACGACAUGACCAACUACCUGGAAGAGAAGGCAGCCAAAGAAUUUGUUGGCUGGCUAAUAAAUGGAAGACCAAAAAGAAAUUUCUCUGAGGGGCACAGCGUGGAGGAAAUGGACAGAAGACAUGCCGAUGGCAGUUUUACCAAUGAUAUCAACAAAGUCCUAGAUAUUAUUGCUGCACAGGAAUUCUUAGAUUGGAUAAUUAACAUCCAGGUUACUGAAAGGGACCUGCUUGAGGAACACUAGAAUAAAAGAAAACAAAAACAUAAAGGAUAUGUGUUCAACAAUAAAUAUCCUGGCCGUCACUUGGAAAUGUUGAAUUUGUGUUCUGUAGAAUUCCAGAAGGUGCAUGGAGCCAUAAAGUCCAGCUUUACAUGCAAAAUACAUGAAAUUGGCAAGAGUAUCUUCUUUCGUAGGAGAGUACACAAACAGCAGUUAUCUUCCGAUACAUAUUUAACACAACAGAUUUAACGGUUUCAGUAAUGACCGGAUUUGCGUUGUUGAACAAUGCAUUGUGAGUCUUAUCUGAGCACGUAGGGCUUAAAUCCAAAAGUGCCAUUUCUGUGCCCAAAUAUUUGAAGUAAGAUAAAGAACUAUACACUAAAAAGAAAUAGGACUUGUUUGAAUUAAAAUAACUUAUUUUUCUAUGAAGUUGAAUUGUACAUAGAAUUUACUUCAAUCAGUGAUGCCAGAUAAAAUAAAAGCAAAAAUAAUGUAUUACCCAUAUUUCAAAGAUUUAUUAUGGAAAAUGCAAAGCUUUCAGUAUAUUAACCUGUAGCCUUAAAUAAAGUUUUUCAAGCUUCA